Messenger RNA from Rhododendron vialii, 1778 nucleotides. Its product is annotated as putative transferase At4g12130, mitochondrial. Gene Ontology annotation, molecular function: protein binding. Bases 411 to 1625 code for a protein of 404 amino acids. The record is from RefSeq and is a predicted model, not a curated record. Lineage: Eukaryota; Viridiplantae; Streptophyta; Magnoliopsida; Ericales; Ericaceae. The transcript is spliced from 5 exons. Gene Ontology annotation, cellular component: mitochondrial matrix.
UUCUCUCAGAAAUUAAGAAUUUCAUCAAACACAUCCUAAACAAACCUCUUCCCCAAACCAACACUUCCACCUCCCCACCUCACGUGGCAAAACCCCAUAACCCCCCAACCACACGCGUCAAAACCCCCGGCAUCCCUCUUCCCGCCGCCGCAAACCACCGUCUCUCCCCCUCCCUCCUCCAUAUGAGUCCUCAAAAUUCUCUGUACCUCUGUAUCGAUGCAUUUCCAACUCAGAUUGCAUAAAAAUUUUAAAAUACAAAAUAAUUCUCACACAAUCUAACGACUCAGAAAACAUCGUAUAGAAGUACACCAAUUUCUUGAUAUAUAGAGAAUUUAAGGGGCCUCCACACACCACCCUCUUCCACUCCACCAAAAUCCCCACAAACCCCAAACCAACCGACCAACUAAACGAUGCACCGUUUCAGAAAACUCUCUCUCAACUUCCCCAAACCCAUUUCCCACGCUUUCAGACACUUCUCCGCCCAACAAACCCGCCUCGACAAUGCCGGCCCCGUGGCCUCCCUCCUCACCACCCGGGCCGUGGUCCGUUUCCGAGGCCCCGACACCGUCAAAUUCCUCCAGGGCCUAUUGACGAACGAUGUGCGGAGGUUCGGUGAACCCCUGGGUGAGGAGGCGGCCUCGGUUGUGCCCACCCCCAACUUGCCCGCUGUUUCGACCCCGCCCGUUUACGCCGCCAUGUUGACGCCCCAGGGGAGGUUUUUGUAUGAUUUUUUCGUGUACGGGCCGGCUCGGCCCGACCAGAGGCUUGAUGAGUCUGGGUCUGGGCCGGGGGCCGGACCGGACGAAGUGGAGGUUUACGCGGAUGUUGAUGGGUCUGUGGUGGGUGAGCUAUUGGAAACCCUCAGAAAGUACCAGUUGAGGUCCAAGGUUGAUAUCGAGAGUGUGGCAGAAGCUUUCUCUUGUUGGCAAAGGUAUGGCUCAAAUCUGACUGACAAGUCCUUGUCGGCAGAAGAACCAGAAGCUUGUUCCGUGGGCUGGGGCGGUGCUGUUGAUCAUUCUGGUGCCUCGGCUUCAAGCGGAAAUGGACUUGGAUGGCAAUGGCAUAAGGAUCCCCGAUUGGAUUGCCUUGGAUUCCGGGGGAUCUUUCCAUCUAAUUCAAUACCACCGUUGGUUGAGGCUGACAAGGAAACUGAUGAAAAAAAUUUUCUUUUAUGGAGAUUAGAGAAAGGGGUUGCUGAAGGUUCGACUGAGAUCCCAAAAGGUGAGGCAAUGCCAUUGGAAUACAAUCUUGCCGGUCUAAAUGCUAUAAGCUUUGAUAAAGGUUGCUACGUGGGCCAAGAACUCAUUGCUCGUACACAUCAUCGAGGGGUCAUUCGGAAACGUGUGCUUCCUUUGAAGUUCAUUGAUAAUGACGGGAAUGAAUUGGAGCAGAAAGUUUCUCCUGGGUCCGAAGUUAUGAAUGCUGCCUCUGGCAAGAAGGCUGGGACUGUGACUACUGCCCUUGGAUGCCGCGGUCUGGGCCUUCUGAGGUUGGAGGAAGCCUUUAGGGGAUUGGGCUCCUUGGUAAUACAAGGACAAGAAGAUGUGAAAGUUCAGGCAAUUAGACCAGACUGGUGGCCUUCUGAGUGGUUUAUGGAGCCUCAACAACAAAGGGCAGCUGCUUAGUAUGUUAAUUUAGGCCUCCAAAGGUGAAAUAAAAAGAGAAUAAGAGUAUCUUAUGCAAUAUAUUGGAGUAAUUCAGCAGUGCAUUUAGAGACGGUAGGAAGCUUGUAGCACAUUUGAGAUAAUUUGACAAAAUCAUAAAUUGAUGCUUCGAUA